CAGUGCGCUGUGGUGUGCGGUGCGUGGCGGUGGUGCGUGUGCUCGCGGCUGUGAUGUGUCGCCUCGCGCAUGCGCCGCAGCGGCGCGGGUGGGGGCCCCGUCAGCGGGGGUUCCCGUGAAUGAAGCCCGCCCUUCGCCUCGUCAAUGGACUGACUCUCUCCUCUCUCGACACACACACAUAUAUAUUUGGUUGUUCUUCCGGAAGGGGGGAGAGAAGAAGAAGGCAACUCGACGGAAGGCACGCACUGCUUAUCUCCAGGUGAGGGAGCCGUGUUUACCAUCUCCCAGAUACCACGGGAUUGUUUGGAGACAUUGGGAAUAGGGAAACGCACUUCUUCGCCCUUCUCUCGCGCCGGGAGCGAAGCCUUCCGCGGAGAGUGGUUCUGUCCGCCGCGUGUUUGAAUAGUGUCUUCGCGCGGUCCUCGCAGGGGGAGGGGGAAUAAACGCACUAGGUGGUCGUAAAAACAGACAAGCGCCCGCGGGUUCGCGGCAAGUUAGUGUUUGAGUGCUAAGUGAGAGUGGAGGCUCGCUGCGAGCCGAGAGGUAAUAGUAAAAAAGUAUUAAGGACGUAAUCGCGGGCCGACGAUAUUGUUUACUUUGCCGGCUGUGCGUGUGUUUGUGCGUGUGUUGCGUCGCUCGCCGAGGAUCAUGGCUCCGGCUCGGCGAGGCUGAGAUCUUCGAGGGAUAGCAUCUCUCCGGACCAAUCAGGCGCGCAGGCCGCAGCUGCGCCGGGACGCCAGGGCGCCGGCCCGCCCCCCAGAUGCGCCUCCACGCCGCAGCAGCCCCGCCACGUCCGAGCGGCGACUAUGCGCGCUGACCCAGGCGCCCAGGCGGUGCUCGUCGCGGUGCUCUCGCUGGCCGCCAUCUUGUCUCGCGCAUGCGCUUUGGGCGACAACUCGAGGGCCGCACGGCGCGCAGGACAUGGAAGAGACCCCUUCGACGUGGGCCCGGAGCGGCUGUCGCACCGCGAGAUGCAGCUGCUGCUGCGGCGGGAAGGCGGCGACGAGGGCCGCGGCGUGGACUGCUGCCCCUCCGUGCUGGAGAUGGUCGAGCCGGAGGGCGGCAAGAACGCCCAGGACAUGUACGUGCUGCUGUUCCGCGACGGCGACAAGCGGCAGCGCUUCUACGAGCUGUCCUGCCGCAAGGACGUGGAAGGCAGGCCGUGCCGCUUCAUGGACCGGCGGCUGCACAACCAGUCGCGCUGCGUGCAGAAGUACUCCUACUCGUACGCCAUCGUGCAGGACCCGGAGACGUCCCACGCGCACCACCACCGCCACGGCGACCAGAACCUCUCCAAGAGCUUCCCGUCCUUCUCGUCGGCGGCGGGCGGCUCCAGCUGGAUGCUCGACUACAUCCGCAUCCGCAGCGGCUGCAGCUGCGAGGUGUCGCCCAAGCCGAAGAAGAAGCGCGCGGCCGGCAAGAGCAAGAAGGCGCGCGGCAAGAGACUCGGCGACGACUCCGCGUGAGAGCGCGUCCUGAGCCGGCGUCACUCCGCCACGCGAACUCGGUCGGCUGCAGCGAGUGUUCCCAACUACCUGGAGAUAUACCUCACACGGCACACGCACCUCUUGCACGAGUUUCACACUGUAACAUCUUGGCUGUGUUACAAUGCUAAGUUCCAGUUAUGUUUCAGACAUGUUACAGCAUUCAAUUCCAGUUAGGUUUCUGAAAUGUUGCAAUAUUAAAUUCCAACUAUGAUUCAGAAAUGUUACAAAAUUCCAUUUCAGUUACGUUUCAGAACUGCUACAACAUUAAAAUCCAGUUAUGUUUCAAAAAUUCCAAUGUUAAAUUUCAGUUAUGAUUCAAAAAAAUUACAUCAAAUUCUAUUUGUGUUUCAGAAAUCUCACAGUGUUACAUUUAUGUUAUGUUUCAUAAAUGUUACAUUAUUUUGUUGUAAGGUAUUGACUUUUUAUUUAAUUUUCUUUGAACCAGCUUCGAAGCAUGAUUUUACAUGCAUGGGGGCAAAAUAAAAUCACGUAAAUGUUCACAGUACACACUUGAUAAUGGAAAUUAUAUUUUUGGGAUUUAAUUUAUAACAUUUGCUUUAAUGGUAUGAAACUCAGUGUAAAAUCACUUUAAUUAUUUCCAUUUAUCAUUGUUUUACCCGUACAGCUGUUGUAAAAUCUGCCUCUUUCAUUCCAAGUGUUCCAUUGAUGGUUGUAAAUGAGGAAGAAAUCGAAAGAAACAGCAGCCUAUAUAUCUCUGGGUUGUUGAGUGCUGAACAGACAGUUUCUGGGCAGUUAUUUAUUGUUACGACCUCUUACUCUUCCGCCAACGCGCUAUGUAUCCUGUAAUUGAAACCCCUUCAUUGUUGUGCUUUAUUAAAAUGCUACUUAACCAUUAGAGUGCAGGCACUUAAUGAAUUACGUUUAAAGUAUUCUGUCGAUGGCACACGAACUACAUGAACUGCGACCUGUUUGGCUGCAUCAUUCUCACAUCCCUAACACCUUCAUCGUAGUGGCUGAAAAGAUGACAGGGUAAAAUACAAUGACUUAGUUAGUAAAAUAUAAUUCUGAUAAUAAUUUAUGGGACAAAUGAACCACACAAAGCUAUUUAAUAGAUUAUAAAUUAACAUUUUUUCAGUAAUUUUUUAUGAUGAUUUUUGUAAUAAUGUUUUUUAUUCACUUGUACAUUGUUUCUUUCUAAUCUUUCUGUGUAUUAACUACUGUAUAUGAGUGAGUGUCAGUAGCUUUGUACAGUGCCUAUAUUGUAUUGUUAAAUUAGCAUGGUGCUCAAACUUUUAUUUAUAAAUUUUAUUUUUUUUUGCUAAUAUAGUUUCACUUUGAUAAACAAAAGGAACUCUGAAAUCUACGUAUGUGAUAGAUAAAUGCAGGUUGCUCUGUAACUGGUUUCCUCAGAACAUGUUUUUAUUAUUAUUUAUUGUUCCUCAUAUAGUUAUUCAAUUAAAUUUGCCAAAAUUAAUGCAAUCUAUUACAAUGAUCAAACUUUAUGUUUAAUAGUAUUAAAUCAGUAUAAUACAAUGAAUAUAAAUCAUAAAUGUGUGAGCAAACAUUAAAAAAUAUGGUUUUAUUUAACCCUGAAA
Bacillus rossius redtenbacheri is the source of this 3043-nucleotide messenger RNA. RefSeq lists its product as uncharacterized. Gene Ontology annotation, biological process: innate immune response; central nervous system formation. Gene Ontology annotation, cellular component: extracellular region. The transcript is spliced from 5 exons. Gene Ontology annotation, molecular function: Toll binding; growth factor activity. The coding region runs from base 807 to 1466 and encodes 219 amino acids. The record is from RefSeq and is a predicted model, not a curated record. Lineage: Eukaryota; Metazoa; Arthropoda; Insecta; Phasmatodea; Bacillidae.